AUGACAAGCUUGAAAGGAAUUGUUGACAAUAUUAUCAAGAGCAAGAGCUACGACAAGGGUAGUGAGAUACCGUUGCAAGAUUGCCUCGAGCUUUAUUCCGAUGGAACUGAUUCUUUAAACGAAGCUUUGAUGAAUGUUAAAUCGCGCGAUUACGGAAGCGCUAAGGUGAAUCUCGGUGCUGCUUUGGAUGCACCGGACACUUGUGAAACUGGAUUCAAAGAAGGAAAGCAACUGAAAUCUCCACUUACAAAUGACAAUAAUGUGUUGUUUCAGAAGAUUUUGAUUCCUUUAGCUUUUACAAAUAUGUUAUAA
Messenger RNA from Arabis nemorensis, 312 nucleotides. Lineage: Eukaryota; Viridiplantae; Streptophyta; Magnoliopsida; Brassicales; Brassicaceae. The record is from the annotation of a GenBank genome assembly.